This is a messenger RNA of Histoplasma mississippiense, 2307 nucleotides long. RefSeq lists its product as hypothetical. The transcript has 2 exons. Gene Ontology annotation, cellular component: preribosome, small subunit precursor; nucleus. Gene Ontology annotation, molecular function: GTP binding; GTPase activity; U3 snoRNA binding. The record is from RefSeq and is a predicted model, not a curated record. Bases 1 to 2307 code for a protein of 768 amino acids. NCBI's taxonomy places the organism in Eukaryota, Fungi, Ascomycota, Eurotiomycetes, Onygenales, Ajellomycetaceae. Gene Ontology annotation, biological process: ribosome biogenesis; maturation of SSU-rRNA from tricistronic rRNA transcript (SSU-rRNA, 5.8S rRNA, LSU-rRNA); endonucleolytic cleavage of tricistronic rRNA transcript (SSU-rRNA, 5.8S rRNA, LSU-rRNA).
AUGUGUGUGUGGAACACUCGCGCGCGCGGAUACAAGACCCCCCCCAAAAAAAGAUUGAAGCACAAAAACCAAUCCGAAUCCGUGAGCAUAUUCUCCGGCCAGAAUGGAGCGUCGAAACAUGUUGCCGUUAUCCCUCUUGCAGAUACCGUAAACCCAGAUGCAGCCAUCAGGAGUUUAAACGAGAGUCUCGAUAUCCCGGAAACAGAUAUUCAAGGGCGCAUGUACCGCGUUCGCAUAGAGAGAUUUAAGCAAAAUGUCUUGUACAUUCCUACAAUGAAGGAUUUGAUAAGCGCACUGGACACAUGUCGCUUGGCAGAUUUUGUCAUUUUUAUUCUGCCCGCAGACAAUAAACUAGACGAAGGGGCUAAAUUAAUGCUGCGUGCGAUUGAAGGUCAAGGGAUAUCCAAUGUGCUUGCAGUAGUACAAGGGCUUGAGAAAAUCACGCCUCCCAAAAAGCGCCAGCAAUUUACUGCUUCACUCAAGUCUUUCAUCGCCCAUUUCUUUCCCACACUAGACAAGGUGCAUUCUUUGGAUUCAAGGCAGGAAUGUUCCAACAUAGUUCGGGGGAUAUGUACAGCAACACCUAAGGGUAUUCGUUGGCGGGAUGACAGAAGUUGGAUGCUAAUUGAGUCUGUACUAUGGCCCGAAUCAUCGUCUGAGUCGUCUGGUGAGGUUAUAGUAACCGGCGUUGUACGGGGUAGAGGCUUAAAAGCUGACCGCUUGGUCCAUAUACCCACCUGGGGCGAUUAUAAGAUCACAUCCAUCACCGCUGCGCCAUCGCUGUCACUUAAGCAAAGGGAAGCGGAUGGUGGUAUGAGCAUCGACAACACAGUGAAACAGCAAGUUCUGGAUCAGCCAAGUGUUGAUUGCGACGACAUGGCUACCGUCGCACCUGAGGAGGUCGUUAUGAUGGAUGAUACUAUUUCUAUGGCUGAAAAUGAAAAGAAAGGGGUACUGCUUGAUGAUCACCAUUACUUCUCGGAUGGCGAUGACAAGCAUUCAUCGCGUCCGAGACGUCUGCCGAAGGGCACGUCUGAUUACCAGGCGGCAUGGUACCUUGAUGACGUCUCUGACUCCGGUUCUGACCUGGUCGAUGAAAUGGAUGAUAUCGAUGAGGGUAUGGAUUUGGAUACUCCAGCUGGUCCAGAAGAUGGCUUUUUCAACCCGGACAAUAGAGACACCAUGACUGAAGCUGGCCCUUCCGAAUAUCCACAGUCUGAGAUGUUUCUCGACCCAUCACCUGAGGACGAAGCGCAACAAAUAGAAGAAUAUCGCGCAAGCCGGAAGAAUGAGGCAAAAGAUGAUUUGGAAUUCCCCGAUGAGAUUGAACUUCAUCCAUCUACCGUUGCAAGAGAAAGACUAGCAAGAUAUAGAGGACUCAAAAGCCUUAAAAUGAGUAGAUGGGAAGUGGAGGAAGACAGGGCGCAUGAGCCUGAAGACUGGAAUCGUCUUCUACAGGUCGUAGACUACAAGGGUUCCAAAAACCAAUGUCUUCGGGAAGCACUCGUCGGUGGUGUCAAGGCCGGUACCCGUGUUAAUGUUCAUCUCAGCGACGUGCCUCUCCACUUAAAGUCACUCCCUUCACAACCAACCUCUCUUUUCUCGCUCCUCCGACACGAACACAAACUGGCAGUCGUCAACAUCAACAUGAGCCUUAGCUCCACUGUCGAAGAACCUCUCAAAUCUAAGGAAGAACUAAUCAUACAAUGCGGACCCCGCCGCCUGGUCAUUAAGCCAAUCUUCUCUGCCGCCGGAAACACUCCCAAUAACGUCCACAAGUUCGACCGAUAUUUGCAUCCAGGCCGCAGCGCCGUAGCAACAUUCAUCGGCCCCGUCUCCUGGGGUUCGAUACCCGUCUUAGUAUUUAAGAAGACAGCGACCGCGGCCACGGAUGCUGAAGCCAUGGAUCCAAGCACGGAUAAUAGUGGCAACACCCUCCCUGUCACAUCAUCCUCCAAUGAGCUCGAGAACUGGGAACUCAUCGGCUCCGGCACGACUAUUGCACCUGACCAUUCGCGGGUCGUUGCCAAGCGCGUCAUCCUGACCGGCCACCCGUACAAGAUCCACAAGAAGGUCGUCACGGUGCGGUACAUGUUCUUCAACGCGGAGGACGUGAAUUGGUUCAAAGCUCUACAGCUGUGGACGAAGCGGGGCCGCAGCGGGUAUAUCAAGGAGAGUUUGGGGACCCAUGGGUAUUUUAAGGCGACGUUUGAUGCGAAGAUUAAUCCGCAGGAUGCUAUUGGGAUUAGCUUGUAUAAACGUGUUUUCCCUCGAAAGGCUGUUGCGUGGGGGGAGGAGGUGCAUUGA